Stylonychia lemnae is the source of this 1872-nucleotide messenger RNA. NCBI's taxonomy places the organism in Eukaryota, Ciliophora, Spirotrichea, Sporadotrichida, Oxytrichidae. The record is from the annotation of a GenBank genome assembly.
AUGCAGUAAUUAAAAGUGUUACUUAGCACGGAUGGAAGUUCUUUCUACAAGUAAUAUAUCGACACAAUAAUAGAAUUGGCCCAGAAUUUAAAAGAUAAACUUGGAGGUAUCGACUUAUCAGGGGCAUCGAAUAGCUUCAAAAGAUAAAAUAAAAUAAUACUUGACACGCUUGAAAUCAUUUAUCGUUAAAUUGGAAAAUUACUAUUAGUAUCAAAAGAAGAAAAAUUAGAACUUGAUAAAGUAAAACUAAAAAAGAGUGAUCUUAAGAUAAAUUAGGAAACUGAUAAUAAAAUAAAUAAGUUAGAUUAAAUCAUACAGAAGCAAUCUGAGUAUAAUUUAAAUCUAGCAUAGACAUCAAAUAAUAUUUUUAAGGAUUAUGAAAAAGUGAUUGAUGAUGGUAUCGGAAUGAGCAAGGAUAAUCUUGAAUAGCUGAACAAGAUAUAAGAUGAAACAUAAAGCCAGUUGACUGAUUAACUGAAUUUAACUCAGAAAAGUCUUUAAAAGUAGAUUGCUAGAGAUCAAAAUCAAUUAAUAAGUGAUAGUCUUUAGGAUAUAAGUUUUGAUGACAUCCAUAUCUAAAUGAACUCUGAGAAAUCUGAGCUGGAUAUAAUAAAUAAUAGUAUAGCCAAUUUUUAAAGCAAUGAAAAUUUGGAAUAGAUCCAGCAAUAGAUGAUUAAAAACUAGGUAAAGGUAGAUAAUUCUAAAAGUUCUCCUGGGUAACAGGGCAAGGAAAAUGAAGUAACAUCAAGAAUUACAGUAGGAAUAUUUGGUUAAUAAGUCAAAGGAGAAUGGAUUGAUGAAACUAUGCUUAAAUUUUUUCCUCCAAUCUUGAAGAAGGAUAAGUAGCAGGAAGAAGUGAUACCCGAGGAUAAUAAGUCAAAAAUUUCAAAUUUUAAAAAUAAUAGGAUAAUGCCAUAAUAGAUAUCUUUGAACAAUGAUAAGAAUGAGAUAACUCAAGUUUACCAUCAAUUAGUAUUCAAGGAUCAAGGAGGUUCUUAGUUCGUGACCUAUAAUUAACGAAUUAAUGGCAAGUAUUAGUCGAAAAGACUUAUGCUAGAUAUUAAUCCUAAGCUUGUCAUAGAAACCUCGGACUGCUUGAUCUUUGGAUCGGCAUUUGAAAUUCAAAAGUAUGAUCUCAAGAAUCAACGAAAAUCAAGAAAUAUUAUCAAGUUAGGUGACUUACUAACUAAGAUGAUUUUGCUUGGUGAAGAUUAUCUUUUAUGCUCUUAAACUAACUGCAAGAUGGAGCUCAUUAGCCUAAAGUAAGAGAACAUUUCAAAUAAGAUUCAGCUGCCUGAUGCUAAUUCUGUUUUGGAUUUAUCAUACAUUUCCUCCGAUGGAGAUGAUAUCUACUUUGCACUUGGACUCAACUGUACAGGGUUGAAUAAAGCUUAUAGUUUGAUAAUCAUGAGCCUUAAGAAAUCUAAUGAACAACUUGCUAUAUCCAAUGUUCCAAAUCAAUCUUACUUCUUAGGGAAAUCAAUUAACGCUUUGGCUACUAUUAACGAAUCAUUGCUUCUUCUUUGUAUCUUUUAAGAUCUUCAUCUUAAGUUAUUUGAUAGAAAAUCUGGCUAAACUCUUAGAGAAAUUAAAAAUUAUGCAACUGAUUAUAACUUCUGCUGCAUUAAGCAAGUACCUAAUUUUGAUCAUGAUAGACAAUCACUCCUUGUCCUUAAGACUACGAACUAAUUGGCAAUGGUUGAUGUGAAAGCAGGAACUAUUGAGCAGUUGGCUGAUGUCUAAUCUUCUAUACUGAAGCAAGACUAACUUUGCGUGAUAAGAGAUCAAGAUGAGCUUGUUAUUAUAUCAGAUAACAUGAUAUAAAAUGAGAUGACACUCAUGGAACUAACAUUUCCGAAUGUUUAUGCUUGA